AUGCACGGCUUCAACAAGUUCCUCUCUGUGGCAGGCGCUGUCGCGUCCCUCUCUCCCUUGGCAUCAUGUGCGCCUCUGCGCAGGCAGACUCCCGCUGUGGACCCCAACAAUGUACUCGUAUUACAGUUUGCGCAAGUCCUGAACCAGCUUGAACAGCAAUUCUACACGCAGGCCAUGGCCAAGUUCAGCACGGACGACAUCACUUCUGCUGGCUUCACUAGCGCGAACCUUGUCCUUGAGCAGCUCACUACGAUUGCGUCGGACGAGAGCAGCCAUAUCAGUGCCCUACAAUCUACCCUCACGUCGCUGUCGCAGACGCCACUCACGAAUUGCUCCUUCGACUUCUCAUCUGUCCUCACCGAUAUAUCCACGACCGCUACGCUCGCGCGCAUGGUCGAGAAUGUCGGCGUCGGCGCAUUCCUUGGCGCGGCCGACCUCAUCUCGGACCCAACCAUCUUGACCGCAGCUGCAAGCAUCUUGACGGUUGAAGCCCGUCACCAGACCAUCCUCAACACGUUGAAUGGUGGCGCGGCUAUUCCGGGCGCGUUCGAUCUGCCGUUGCUGCCCAACGAGGUCCUGGCUAUUGCUGGACCGUUUUUGACUGGGUCAGGAUGCGAGCUGAAUGUCACUGCCAACCAGCCCAUCACUGUAACCAACACUGACGCGAUCGUCCCGGGAACCACUCUGUCGCUCACCUCACCGGCCAUCAACGGCAGCACCGACGGCUUGUUCUGCCAGAUGCUCCAGGGCGGCAUGCCUUUCUCCAUGUCGCUGCCGCUCUCCGCAUGCACCGUCCCGACGGGCAUGACCGGCCCCGUCGCAGUCUUCGUCACGAAAGACAUGCAGCCGUUGAACAACAACGCGCGCGACCGCUCCGCCGCAAGCGUCCUCGCAGGCCCGGCGAUGAUCUUCAUUGAUGAUGCGCCCCAAGCGCUGAGCGCGCUCAUCAAGACGGGCGGAGGCAACUCGACUGUCAUCAGCUUCAUGACGCCCGACCAGGCCAGCUCCGUCCUUGCGUCUGCCAGUGCAACUGCCACGGCCACUCCCGCGAACGACGCGGGAGCCGCCGCUGCGACAACUGCCGCGGCCACUGCUGCGACCAGCGCCGCCGCGGCUGAGUUCACGCCAUCGAUCAGUUUGAUUCCCAAGCCGACGGCGACAGCCUAG
Molecule: messenger RNA, 1167 nt
Organism: Peniophora sp. CBMAI 1063
Lineage: Eukaryota; Fungi; Basidiomycota; Agaricomycetes; Russulales; Peniophoraceae
Source: the annotation of a GenBank genome assembly